AUGGUUGGUGCAAUGGGAACUCGUCGUUUGUCGAUAAAUGUUGUUCCCCGUGAAAAAUGGUCUUUAAAAUCGUUAUUUCAUUCCCAAUUUGAUUUACCUACAAUAGAAAGAAAAUACAAUUUAAAUUAUUUAAAAAAAAUUUAUCCAUCAUAUCAUCGUUUAUUGGUCGUUAUAUUAAUCAGUCAUGCAUUAAUUAAUUCAACUGAAAUAUUUAUAUUUAAAUCAAUAUCAACAAAAAAAAUAAUAAUUCAAUUAUCUUUAUUAUCAACAAGUAUUUGUCUAAAUAUUUUAUCAUUAAUUUUAAUAAAUCGUUUACGAAAUAGAAUUUUAUCAAAUAUAAUAUCUUUCAUAUGUAUUUUCCCAUUGGUUGUUUUAACUUGUUUAUAUCCAUUAGAAUGUCAUAUAUAUUUGUUAAUUAUAUUAAUAUAUACAUUAGCAAAUUUUUCUUUACUUCUAUCGAUUUUAAUAUCAGUUUUAAUAACGUUAACUAUAACUAUUUUUACAUUAACAUCAAAAAUGUCUUUACUAUUAUUAUUAAUAUCAAAUAUAAUUGGUAUUUAUUUAAAUCGUCUUUUGGAUAUAAUUAUGCGUUCUUCCUACAAUCAAUUAUGUAAAAAUGCAAAUGUUCGUGGUACAUUAUUAAGUGAACAUACAUUAAUAUCAAAAAUGAUUGAUUCAUUAAUGCCACGUAAAUAUGCUAAAGUAAUAAUGGAAGAUUUUGAUGUAUUUCGUGAACGUGUACAAAAUGUUAAUUUAUCUCGUCAAGGUGAAGAUGAUUUACAAAUGGCUACUUUUCGCCCAUUACAUAUUGAAAGAAUGGAAAAUGUUUCAAUAUUAUUUGCUGAUAUUGUUGGUUUUACUUCAAUGUCAUCAAAUAAAAGUGCAUCACAAUUAGUUUCAUUAUUAUCAGAUUUAUAUGGACGAUUUGAUGAUUUAUGUGUUCAAAUGUCAUGUGAAAAAAUUGCUACAUUAGGUGAUUGUUAUUAUUGUGUUAGUGGUUGUCCUGAACCACGAGAAGAUCAUGGAAAAGCUUGUGUUUUAAUGGGUUUAGCAAUGAUUAAUGCUAUUGAAGAAUUUGAUGAAGAUAAUAAUGAACAAGUUGAUAUGAGAGUUGGUGUUAAUUCAGGUUCAGUUAAUUGUGGAAUUGUUGGAACAAAAAAAUUUAAAUUUGAUAUUUUUUCAAAUGAUGUUACAUUAGCAAAUAAAAUGGAAUCAACUGGAAAACCAGGUUUUGUUCAUAUAACAGAAGCAACUCAUACAUUACUUAAAGAAGAUGAAUUUAAAUUUGAAGAAGGUUCACCAUAUAUUUUACCAGGCCAAAAUUCAAUAAAAACAUAUUUUAUUGGAAAACGUCAUUUAACUCAUAGAAUAACACGAAAACCACCACAGAUGACAUUAGCAACUGCUGCAGCUGUUGCCGUUGCAUCAGGAGUUUCACUUGCUGUACCUUUAAAUGAAACUAAUGAAGUUCAAAAUCAAUCUGAAUCAUCACCAGUAACAAGUCCAUUAUUAGAAGAAGUUGCACAAGCUCGUCGAGCAACAAUAUGCGAAGAACAAAGUCCAGCUGGUUUAGAAAAUCUUGGACAUGUUGAAAAUGUUAAUGAAAAAACUUUUGAAAAGGAAGAAAAAGAAUUAGUUAUGGCAUUUAAUAUAUUAACAUUAAAAUAUAAAGAUAAUCGAUUAGAAAAAGGUUUUUCCACUCAUGUUGGUCCAUAUUCAUUAUUAAUUGUUGAAGUUAUUUUAUCUAUUUUAUCACUUUUAUUUAUUUAUAUUUAUUUUCCAAAAAAAAGUUUAACAUCAAUAAUUAUGGGAAUAAUAAUUGGUAUAAAAUUAAUUAUAACAUUGAUUUUGAUUCGUUUUCAUCGUAUUUUUCUUAAGCGGUGGAUUUUAAGACAUUUUAUAGCUGCUUUUUAUCUUUUAUCUCCUUUAAUUAUUAUUUUAAUUGAAAUUUCUAAUUAUUACGAUAUGACUCGAUCAGUUUUUAUUCUUUUUAUUUCAACUUAUCUUAUCUUAGGUGCAUCUUUAUCUCAUUUGAUUAAAAUUCUUAUUGCCAUUUUAUCUAUUUCAAUUUAUCUUCCUUUGAUUAUUUUUGAAACAAAAAUGAAAACAGCCGAUAUUAUGGAUACAAGUGUAUGUAUAUUAAUAUCAUUGAUAGUUUUAUAUGGAAUAAGUCGUCAAGUAGAAGUAGCUCGUCGUUCUCAAUAUCAUGUUAUUCAUAAAUCUUCCGAACAAAGAAGUGAAAUAGAAAAAGAACGUAAACGUGCUGAUUGGCUUUUAAGAAAUAUUUUACCCGAACAUGUUAUAGAACCGUUACGUCUUCUUGGUGGUUCAUAUUCUCGUAAUCAUCCAUGUGUUGGUGUUCUUUUUGCAUCAUUAAUCAAUUUUCAUGUUAUGUAUGAAGAACAAUAUGAAGGUGGAAAAUUUUAUGCGAGAAUUUUAAAUGAAUUUUAUGGAGAUAUUGAAGAAUUAUUUCUUGAUCCAAGAUUUUCAAAAAUUGAAAAAAUAAAAACAAUUGGAUCAACAUUUAUGGCUGCGUCAGGAUUACAAACAGAUUCAAAUGAUCAAAAUCCACUUGCGCUUGGUUAG
Messenger RNA from Rotaria sp. Silwood2, 2586 nucleotides. NCBI's taxonomy places the organism in Eukaryota, Metazoa, Rotifera, Eurotatoria, Philodinida, Philodinidae. The record is from the annotation of a GenBank genome assembly.